GUAAACCACAGACACUUUUGUCGUUCUCACACAUUUCUCUCACACUAAAAACACACAUUCUCUCUCUGCUGCAAAUCUUUUUAUCUGGACAGAAAUAAAGGAGAAAGAAAAAAACAACAAAAAAGGUAAAUAAAUAAAUAAAUUAAUUGCUUGAUUUGGUGAUUCAGGCGAUACAAUGUUGUUACGGGGGACGUUUCCGGCUUGCAAUGUCGCCGUCAGCGACUGUACUCAACCCCAAAAAAACAAUCAAUUCUCUCAUAGUUUCUUCAAUUUCACUCCACGGCGGCAAAAAUCCUUAUUUUCUGCUUCGGUUGUUCGGACCAAUGAGCAGAAGAAGGAAGUUGCAUUUGAGCCUAGCCUUGCUGACCGGCUUAGGCUUGGGAGCUUGACAGACGAUGGAUUGUCUUAUAAGGAGAAGUUCAUAGUUAGAUGUUAUGAGGUCGGAAUUAACAAGACUGCCACUGUGGAAACCAUCGCCAAUCUAUUACAGGAGGUUGGAUGCAACCAUGCUCAAAGUGUCGGAUUUUCUACUGAUGGAUUUGCGACAACCCUUACCAUGAGAAAAUUGCAUCUCAUAUGGGUUACUGCUCGCAUGCACAUUGAAGUAUAUAAAUACCCUGCUUGGAGUGAUGUUGUUGAAAUAGAGACUUGGUGCCAAAGCGAAGGUAGAAUUGGGACUAGACGAGAUUGGAUUCUCAAAGAUUAUGCUACUUGUGAAGUCAUUGGAAGAGCAACCAGCAAGUGGGUCAUGAUGAACCAGGACACAAGGCGUCUUCAGAAAGUCACAGAUGAUGUUCAUGAGGAGUACCUAGUCUUUUGCCCGAAAGAACUGAGGCUAGCUUUUCCGGAGGAGAACAAUAACAGCCUAAAGAAGAUAUCAAAACUGGAAGAUCCUGCUCAUUAUUCUAGGCUAGGAUUGGUGCCACGAAGAGCUGAUUUGGACAUGAAUCAACAUGUAAACAAUGUGACUUACAUCGGCUGGGUUCUUGAGAGUAUGCCUCAAGAUAUCAUUGACACACAUGAACUGCAAACGAUUACAUUAGAUUAUAGGCGUGAAUGCCAGCAUGAUGACGUAGUCAAUUCCCUCACGAGCCUUGAAUCGUUUGAGGACUCUGCUUUAGGGACUAACGGAUCAGCUACUGCUGCAAGAGAGAUAAACAAGAGCUUCUUGCAUUUGGUGAGAUUAUCAGGUGAUGGACUUGAAAUAAAUAGGGCCCGAACUGAAUGGAAAAAGAAAUUUGUUAAGAGCUGAAUUUCACAGGGCUUGCAUUUGUUGUAUUAUAUUAGUAGUAUAUUCUUCUACUUUGUCAUUUUUUGUGUUUUCAUAUCUCCUCUUGUUCAUUUUCAGUGUUCCCUCUCAUCUUUUGUAUUUUUAAUUUCUUUUUUUCUAUUUCUUUCCCCGGGGACCGGGUAUAUCUUGGUUGUAUAUCUCUUGAUUGGACUGUAAUGCCAUCCUCUUUAGUUA
Messenger RNA from Nicotiana tabacum (common tobacco), 1465 nucleotides. Its product is annotated as oleoyl-acyl carrier protein thioesterase, chloroplastic. Gene Ontology annotation, molecular function: fatty acyl-[ACP] hydrolase activity; acyl carrier activity. Lineage: Eukaryota; Viridiplantae; Streptophyta; Magnoliopsida; Solanales; Solanaceae. Gene Ontology annotation, biological process: fatty acid biosynthetic process. The record is from RefSeq and is a predicted model, not a curated record.